CUCCCACUCUGCCCGCCUGCCUGCAUUCAUAAACGGAUAUGAUAAAGCGGCGCUGAACAUACCGGAGCGGCGACGACCAUGGCGGAAGAGGACGACGCGAGGAUUCGGAUUCUACAGAGCCUGCGUGGGAAAAUAUGUGAAGCUAAAAACCUGGGUCCGGUCUCCGGUCCAAACCGACAAAGGGAUCUCUGCACUUUUUGCACCAUCAGUUUGGAUCAGGAGGAGGUGUUUCGAACUAAGAUGUUUGACAAAAGUGUCAGCCCCUUCUAUGGUGAGGACUUUUACUUUGAGAUUCCUCGGUUUUUUCAGUGUUUAUCAUUCUACAUUUAUGCCAAGAGUGUUUUCCAAAGAGAUUUACCAGUUGGGAAAGUGUCAAUCAGAAAGGACGACCUGUGUGAAUAUAAAGGGAAGGAACACUGGUUUAGUCUUCAGCCAGUAGACCCUAACUCCGAGGUCCAGGGUAAGGUUCAUCUGGAGAUGAGACUUAACGAAGUGAUCACAGAGAACGGCUCAGUGGGUCAACACUUACUUGUGCGGAUAAUAGAGUGCCAGGGAUUGCCUCUUAUCAGUGGGCAGAUUUGUGACCCGUAUGCCACAGUUUCACUCGUAGGACCUGCUAGGUCCGACCAAAAGAAAACAAAAGUCAAGAAGAAAACCAGCAACCCUCUUUUUGAAGAAACCUUCUUCUUUGAGGUUACACGAUCCAGCAGCUACUCCAAAAAGUCACAUUUCCAAGUGGAGGAAGAGGACAUUGAAAAACUUGAGAUCAAAGUUGAUUUGUGGAAUAAUGAGAAUCUGGCUCAGGAUGUGUUCCUGGGGGAAACGCGGGUUCAUGUCAAGAUCUUGAGAAAUAAUCACAUCCACAAAGCCUGGUAUCUGCUCCAACCUAAAGGGAAUGGCAGCAAGUCAAAGUCUGAUGACUUGGGAUCCUUGCGUUUAAAGCUGGCCUACAUAGAAGACACGGUGCUGCCACCUGCCUGCUACACACCACUCUGCAACCUCUUGCUCAAAUCUCCUGACGUCAAGCCCAUCUCGGCUUCAGCAGCACACAUCCUAGGAGACAUCUGCAGAGAGCGAUACGAGGCCGUUCUGCCCACAGCUCGACUUCUCCUGCACCACAAUCGUUUUGUGCCUUUCGUGUUGGCUGUGGCAGCGUUGGAGUUGGACAACACUCAGGAGGCUAACACUAUUUUCCGUGGCAACUCACUGGCAACGCGCUGCCUUGAUGACAUGAUGAAGAUCGUGGGGAAGAAUUAUCUUGCUGUUACUCUGAAGCCUGUGAUUGAUGAGAUUUGUGAAUCGAAUAAAACGUGUGAGAUUGAUCCCAAUAAACUAAAAGAAGGGGACAAUGUGGAGGUUAACAAGGAGAAUCUACAGGUUUAUGUCCAGAAAGUCUUCUCCUCUAUCACACAAUCCGGUGCCAACUGCCCUCCUCUCAUGUGUGCUGUCUUCAGGUCAUUAAGACACCUAGCCUGCAAACGUUUUCCAGCUGACCCUCAUGUCCAGUACUCCGCUGUAAGCAGCUUUGUGUUCCUGCGCUUCUUUGCUGUUGCUGUUCUUUACCCACACUCCUUCCAGCUCCGCUCCCAUCAUCCUGACCCUGAGAUUUCCCGCACACUCACUCUCAUCUCAAAAACCAUCCAGACUCUGGGCAGCUGGGGCAGUUUGUCCAAAAAACUGUCUAGUUUUAAAGAAUCAUACAUGUAUGACUUCUUCAAAUCAUUCCAAGAAGAUAAGUGCAUUGAAAAGGUUAAAAAGUUUCUAGAUGAAAUAUCUUCAAACAUCUCUAAAGAGUCGAGGGCACUGGAGGACGCAGUGGUUCUGAAAGAAGGGGAAGUACAGAAACGGGCUCAGGGGAGAAAACGGCUUGGCAAGAAAAACUUUAAAAAGCGAUGGCUUCGAGUGACCAACAGAGAACUCUCCUAUCACAAACAUAAAGGAAAAGAGCCCCUCUGUAUCAUUAAUGUGAAAAACAUCCAGGCAGUGGAGAAACUGGAUGAAAGUGCCUUUAACCGUAAAAAUAUGUUCCAGGUGGUCCACAAUGAGAAGCAGCUGUAUGUGCAGGCAGGAAACUGUGUGGAAGCCUGUGAGUGGCUGGAUGUCCUGGGCCAAGUGAGUCGCUGUAAUGAGUGUCGCCUGGCCACUUUUCAUCCAUCCAACUACAGUGCUGGAUCCUGGCAAUGCUGCAAUAGCCAAACGAGCAGUGUGCCUGGUUGUAAACCCUGCACCAUCACCAUGCAGGCCAACCUGCAACUGGACAUCGACUGCGACCGGGAAACGGAGAGGAUUUUCUCCCUCCUUUCUGCAAACGAUACCAAGCUUCAGAACAUGGAAGACGCGUGUGCCAGCAUGGCAGUGUACCAAGGCCCCCAGCGGGAGCAGGAGGAAUACUCCAAGUUCGUUAUCCAGGAACCCAAAGAGACCUUUCAGACGCUCAAACAGCUCCGAAACAUCAUGGUGGAACUUCAGCGGCAGCACGAGGUCAGAGGCGACAUCACGGCGCAGUACGGCAGCCUAGACAACCCAAUAGUGGGAAAAACCUCCUAACCGGGCCCAGGCCAGUUGGUGAGAGAAGACACCAGAGACACAGGUGGAUGAGUCCGAGAUGAAGCCCGCCAUGUUUCCCCCCCCCCCACCCCAAGGAGAAGACGCUAACUCUCAGUCAGCCUGGAAGUUUUGAGAACCUAACAAGGAGCGACAUCGUCACACACCCGAGUCCCGUCGAUCCUUUUAUAACGAGCCUCCCUCCUCGUCGUUCAUGUCCACAUAUGUGUGAGUAGGCUGCUAUUUUUUUUAUUUUAUUCACCCUGUUUUUAGGUUUAUGGAGGAUCUUGAAGUGGGGCCGCCCUGAACACUAUUGAUGUUUUUGCAUCUCCCCCCCGCCCCCUUGAACACACGUUUCUAUUUAAGAAGCCAAUCUGCCUUUUUUGGAUCUUCUUUCACAUGAAAACGCUGAGGGAAUAAAUCAUGCAGAAGCACUUUAAUAUUUCUCUAAAUGAGAAAGUGAUUACUAGAUACUUGGUAUCCGCUUUCCCCAUUUCGAUCAGUUACAUGAUCCUGGUUUUGUCUUGUCCCCCCCUGUACAUUUGUUGUUUUGAAGAUAUUUUCCUGACCAAAGACAAUUUCAUAGCUUUUGACUUGAAAAGCAAACUAAUGUAUUUUGAAUACGACUAUUUUAAAAGUGAAAACAAAUCUAUAUAUUUGUUGAACGCAUAUGUUAUUUCUAACAUAUCUUUUUUCAUGACUUGAGGCGGGCAGACAGCGUGGAUGCGAGUUCAAAACCCGUUAUUUGGCAAAGCUUUAUGAAGGAAAUCCAAACUCUUGAUAAAGGAAAUGCAGACAAUCCCAGGAAUGAACGCAUGCCAGUAAAGACAAGAACAGAACAGACAAACGUCUUUAAAGGGAAGCAAAUCCUAAUAUGUUUAAAAAGCACACUUUCUUUGCCAGUAAAUUAAGGCCAACUUGUGGUUAUAGUUCUAUUUAUACGCCAUUUCCAAACGGACAGUUGGUAAAAGCACCAGCCUUCCACCAUUCCACGUGUUGAUACAUGUCUUUUUUGUUCUCUCACUGCUUUUAAUCAACCUGUGUUGAAACUUGAACCUUUUCUUUUGUUAUUGUUGUUGUUCCAUGCAUAUUUGUAACACACUUCUUGUGUAUUCGUUUUUGUAUGUUUUCAGCUUUGAACAAGUCAGCCUUUUAUUAGCACCCGCGGAACAGCGCUCAGUGUUGCCAGAUGGGAAACGACAAAUUGUCAUACUAGAAGCGUAAAAGGAUCGUAUCUUGAGGAAGAUUGUCGUACGUACCCAAAUUUACAUUGCUCAGCACCAUCUGUUACAGUAAAGUAUUAAAAACAUUACCACAGACAGUGUACCAUAUUUCCCGGACUAUAGAGCGCACCAAUAUUUAAGCCGCACCUACCAAAUUUUAGAAGAAAUAAAUAUGUUUACAUAUAUUGGCCGCACCAAACUAUAAGCCGCAGAUAUAUACAGGUACAAAAGAUUUUGUAAAUAUGAAUUUACAUAUCUUAAUUUUUUCCAAAUGGUGCUUGUCACAGGGCUGAUAAAACGAAACAGAAAUCAUCAUCAUGGACCCACUAGCUGUGCAAGCUAGCUCUCUAAUCAGCUAAACAGACUCAAUAACUCCACGGUGACGUUAUAGUAAAUUUAGUGAGGGAUUUGUGAAACUAAAGCAAUACACAAAUAAUGCCUUUUUAAGUUAAUAAUACUAAAAUCAAAAAAACAAAUACAAAUAUGCAUGAAAACACUCCUACAGACAUCAAACAUGGGACUGUUUAGUAAGAAUUGUUUUAGUUAUAUUGUAAAACUUACAAAUGUUAAAAUUAGGGUAUUGGCAAGGACAUCACGAUAUGUAUCACAAUACGAUAUGUAUCACGAUAGGAUAACAGUUUUGUGAUUAAAAGGUGGAAUAUGUAGAGGCGGGGAAAAAUAUCAAUAUAGCAAUAUAUUGCGCUACUUUUUCUAACGAUAGAUAAUUUUAGAUGUUUUUUUAAAUUAUUUUUUUCUUUAAGUCAAGUUUUGGGGCGAUUGUAACUCAAGGAUGACUUGCGUACCUCUGCAUCAUAUUGUAUUGCGAUAUAUUCUAUUUUACAUAGUUCUGUGAUAAAUUUAAAGUACUGCUUAAAAUACAGUUUGUAUACCAGUUGACAGUAAUUAUUCAUUUAACAAACUGAGUCCGAAAACAUAGUAAUUUAAAUGAUCCAUUCACAUUUAUUGCAAUUGUACAGAUAUCAAUCAAUCAAUCAAUCAAUGUUUAUUUAUAUAGCCCUAAAUCACAAGUGUCUCAAAGGGCUGCACAAGCCACAACGGCAUCCUCGGUUCAGAUCCUACAUAAGGGCAAGGAAAAACUCAACCCAGUGGGAUGUCAAUGAGAAUGACAAUGAGAAACCUUGGAGAGGACCGCAGAUAUGACUUCUUGUACUGCCUUGCUCACCACUAAGCCUGCACAGCGGGGUAGCAACAGCAACGGAAUGGGGGAAUGGGGGUGCGCAAGUCGUCCUUGAGUUACAAUCGACCUACAAGAUGACUUAAUAUAAACAUAUUAAGGUUAAAUAUGUAAAUAAAAAAUGUAUGCAUUUAAAAAUCAUAAUAAAAAUGUAUAUUAAGACAUUAAAAAUCGUUAUAUCGUUAGAAAAAGUGUCGCAAUAUAUUGCAAUAUCGAUAUUUUGCCUGCCUCCACAAAUUGCACUUUUACCUUUUGAAUAAACAAACAGUGCCCCCACCCACCCACCUGGCAGUUAAGAAGCACUUUAGACAAUGCACUAUGUCAGCAGUGUUGCCAGGCGUAGGAUAAUUAUUGUAUUUGUACAAUAAUUUCACCCUCUAUACGACCCCGGGGGCCAGAUCUGGCUCACCACAUUAUAUUAUGUGGCCCACUAAAGCCUGGAAAUGAUAUGCGUCAAUAAAGUACUUGACAUAAAAAUUGCAUGUACUGCAUACAAUUGCAAAUUUUUUUUACUUUAAUACUAUACAAUAAUGUAAAUGUAUCAACAUACAUUCCAAACGUUUUGUUUGUUAGAAUAAAAGUAAGUACUCAAAUAUUUGCUUGCAUUCUGAUUUUAAAGCAAGUUAUCCCCCAAAUUGUACACUGUAAAAUGACAAUAGGUGUUAUGGCAAAAAAAUCUGUCAACUCAGUCGCCAAAAUUUUACUUUAAAACUGUGGUACGUUUUUUUUAUUUUUUUUACAGUAAAUGCUGUAAAAACCACCAAACAUUUUAUGUAAAAAUUCCAGCGACUGAGCUGCCAACAAA
This is a messenger RNA of Entelurus aequoreus (snake pipefish), 5767 nucleotides long. RefSeq names its product RAS p21 protein activator 2 (gene rasa2). The record is from RefSeq and is a predicted model, not a curated record. Lineage: Eukaryota; Metazoa; Chordata; Actinopteri; Syngnathiformes; Syngnathidae. The transcript has 24 exons. Gene Ontology annotation, biological process: intracellular signal transduction; regulation of GTPase activity. Bases 79 to 2547 code for a protein of 822 amino acids.